Lathyrus oleraceus (garden pea) is the source of this 654-nucleotide messenger RNA. RefSeq names its product protein MAIN-LIKE 1-like. The record is from RefSeq and is a predicted model, not a curated record. NCBI's taxonomy places the organism in Eukaryota, Viridiplantae, Streptophyta, Magnoliopsida, Fabales, Fabaceae. Gene Ontology annotation, biological process: meristem maintenance; meristem development. Bases 1 to 654 code for a protein of 217 amino acids. The transcript is spliced from 3 exons.
AUGGACACAUCUACAUCUGCAGCAGAGCCAACUGGCUACCUAGAAGGACUGUACGAUACGUCUCUUUUGGUAAAGUGCGAGCAUCAUGUUGCUCGACAUUUAUGGUUUAGUGAGGAGAGAGGUUCGAAGAAAGAGUUGAAGGUUGCUGGACACAGACUUAAGCUGACAUCGAGGGUUCCACUAGCUCUUCCACAACAAAUGGAGAGUUGGCUUUUUAGGUCUGGGUUAUCUUCACUUCAAAGAACUGUUUUGACAAAGAUAGACACAAACCUAAUAUCCGCAUUUAUGGAGAUAUGGCAUCUAGAGACAUCUUCAUUUCACAUGUCAUUUGGUGAGAUUAGCAUUACUUUGGAUGACGUCUCUUGUGUGCUUCACUUGCCCAUCAGGGGUGUGUUCUUCAGCCCUCAAGAUGUCACUGAAGAGGUUAUUGUUGAACUUGUUGUUGGCUACUUAGGAGUGUCACAGAGUGAGUCACGGGCACAUAGAUCCUUCCAACUGGGCAUAUGCGACUAUAGAAUAUUUGUUGGUGUUGGUGGGUUCCAUAAUUUUUGCCGACAAGACCUUUACGCUUGUCGAGGCACGAUAUCUCUUAUUGUUUACGGACUUAGACAGGUGUUUGGGAUACAGUUGGGGAACAGCUGCAUUGGUUACUGA